Drosophila albomicans is the source of this 1439-nucleotide messenger RNA. RefSeq lists its product as uncharacterized. Bases 147 to 1256 code for a protein of 369 amino acids. Lineage: Eukaryota; Metazoa; Arthropoda; Insecta; Diptera; Drosophilidae. The record is from RefSeq and is a predicted model, not a curated record. The transcript is spliced from 2 exons.
UAAACAUUUUCAUCGACUCGAAAUUAAAUACCGCAACGUGACCGCACUUGUUUUUGAAAUGCCCUUUUACAUAUACGUUGAUGGCCACACUGUAGCGUUCCAAGGAAAAAGGCGAUUUGCAGUUACGAACAUUGAUAUACACCACGAUGUUGGGCGUACUAAAUGAUUAUUGCCAAUUGGCAAUAAUCAAAUAUUUAAACUUGAGCGAUCAAUUAGCACUUUCGGAAGCCAGUGAAAACGAUUGCAAAAGCAUAAACAUAAAUCUGAUCUCCACAUGGGAACAACAAUCCCGGAUAAAACUAAGUUCAAAGAAUUGUGCGACGCUUAAAAGAAACCGAUCGUUGUUGAGCAUAUUUCUGUCCAGCAUCAGUGUGAAAGUGGAGGAAAUGGAGCUGGUGCGUGCACCAAUGGAAUUUUUGAAGAACUGCGAAAAUUACUCUUUACCAAGAGUACAAAUAUUAUCCUACACAUUGGAUGACUCUUGUAAUGCUGUUGAAGCACAAAAAAUAUUGACGAACAUCUUUCCUGGCGUGCGUUGUGUGAUGCCUGAUAAACAUUUUUGCUACUGCUUGUUGCCAAAAUGGAGGCAGUUCCGGAAGCUAGUCAUUAGAAAAUUCGUCAGAGUUAACGACCCAACCCGUCAUUGUGACCUUCCACAGUCCCGGUUGAUUGAGGAAUUGGUUGCAUCUGACGCUUACAUGAUUGGCCAUUAUUUCGGCAAUGUUAUGUAUUUGCCCAAGCUGCGGACAAUUACCAUUUGCCUGAUCGACACAUAUGAAGAAACAAGUAACCCAACCUACAGACCGCUUUACAUUUUCAAAUUUUUAAACAAAUACGGCGUCACUGAAGACAAGAUUCGCGGCGUGAUGCUGGAGAGAGUUUGGUGCUUCGGUGUGUGCGAUGUGGUUAAAUCAUUAAGAAACCUUGUGCGUCUGGGUCUCGACCGCAGGAGCUGCUCAAAUGAGAAAAGUCUCUGGGAAAUUGUAGCCAAAAGACCAUCGCUGGAGAUCCUGGAUAUAACAAGCAUGAAUCUUGGACGGCACUUUUUUUCAAAGAACCGACGUCGCAUGAACAGAACAAUGCACAAUCGCUAUGCUCAUUUGACAGUCAUUUACGCUAAUAUUGGCAAAAACGAAGGGCUGAUUCGUCGUUACUUCACGCAUCCUCGACUGCAACUUAUACCGGAUCACAAAAAACAAAAAAACGUUCUUGGACCCAUUAUAAAAUUAGAAUUAUCUCCUUUACAUGAAAUUUAAACUCAACUCCAACUAAUGUUGCAGUUAUAAGUUUAGAUAUAAAUUAAAUAAUUUGAAUUUAUAUAUUGUUACGAUGGAUUUGGAAAGAAUUAAUUCCAAUCGAAGAAUAUAUGCAAUUGAAUGCAUUUUUGGAGUGAAGUUUGAACCCAACAUUUAAAGCGUUUUUUAAGUUUUUACUAUAUA